Messenger RNA from Neodiprion virginianus, 4546 nucleotides. It is a transcript of the gene bsf, whose product is annotated as leucine-rich PPR motif-containing protein, mitochondrial. The record is from RefSeq and is a predicted model, not a curated record. The coding region runs from base 111 to 4085 and encodes 1324 amino acids. NCBI's taxonomy places the organism in Eukaryota, Metazoa, Arthropoda, Insecta, Hymenoptera, Diprionidae. The transcript is spliced from 21 exons. Gene Ontology annotation, molecular function: protein binding.
GCGACCUCUCAUGCUCUUUUCUGCUCUUUUCGGUGACUCCUUCAUGUAACCCGGGCAUCGUUAUCCUGCGGAGAUAGCAAAUUGUUCAAUCUAUCUGCACAUGUAUAAUAAUGGCAACUAUAUUACGAUCAUCAAAGUACUUCCGCAACUUUGCCGAACUUACGACAAAGCUUAGUUUCUCUCACGUGAAAUAUAAUGCCUGUGUUACUCUUCUUUCUCAAAGGCACUGCAUUGCACCUUCAACGUUAGUCAAGUCUCUGGCUACCCAAGUGGCUGUCAAACAAGUGGAAGGUGACUCUGCUCUUGAAUUGUCCCUGCGAAAAGCUGAAGCUGAUGUCAGGAAGUACGGACAGAUACGUGGGACCAAAUUGGAUCAAAUCUUUAAAAUAUUUCAAUCUUCGAAAUCUGUUAGUAGUACCCAAGCCCUUAUGCUCUUACGAUGUUGCGGAAACUUGGUGGCUAGUGAAUUACCAGAACACAAAUCUGAAAUUGCUAAUCGAAUAUGGGAAAGCUUGAAAAAUUCAGGGACUGAAUUGGAAGUAUCUCACUUUAAUGCCCUGCUGCGUGUAUACAUUGAAAACGAGUAUGCAUUUUCACCUGCUGAAGUUUUGGCUGAAAUGGAUAAAGCAGGCAUCGAACCUAAUAAGCUUACGUACCAAAGAUUAAUUACUCGUUAUUGUCAGCAAGGGGAUAUCGAAGGAGCAAGUACAAUAUUAGAGUUUAUGAAAGAAAAAAAUUUGUCCGUAAAUGAGAACAUAUUCACUGCGUUAAUCAGGGGGCAUUCUGAAGCAGGCGAUAUGACAAGUGCAGCUGAAAUUUUAUCAAUAAUGAGGACCGCUGGCUCGGAACCUUCAGCCGAUACAUACAAAGAACUUCUUUGCGGCUAUGCAAAACAUGGCGAUAUGGAAUCUAUCACCCGUACAAUUUCAGAGUGCCGGUCAAACAAUAUAGAUCUGUUAGACGCAGAUUUUCUGGAUGUCAUUAAUUCCUUAGCCUGCGGUGGACAUACUCAACAUGUUGAGGCAAUACUUUCUAUAAUGCCUAAGGAAGUUGGCUACCUCCAUGAUGCUUUGAAUCAUAUUUUGAAAUUAGUUCAUUCUGGGCAAGCAGAAGCUGCUAUGCAGGUGUUACGAUCUAUACCAAACGUUGACAAAGGCCAAGUUGGUAGUCCACUGCUAAAAAAUCUUGUUAAAGCUGACUUGCCUGCUGUACAACUCAUCGAUAUGUGCAAUGAAAUUGCAAACAAGGGUAUUAAUUCUCGAGCUCUCUACAUAGGUUUGGAAUCUAAACUAUUACAAGGAGAUGUUGAGGGGAGCUUAGCAUUUCUAAAUACAUUACGCGAUUCUGGUGAAGAAAUAAGGCCACAUUACUUUUGGCCAUUGUUUAUUGCACUGAAGUUUUCAAAUAAAGAUAUUCUCGACCUUGUGGAAACCAUUCAACAGGAGUUUUCAUUGGUCAUCACACCAGAUACCUUACGUGAUUAUAUUAUACCUUGUAUGAAUGGUACACCCGACGAAAUUUUUAGCGAAUUAAUUCUGACUGGUGCAGCAUCAGGGACUAUCGCAUAUGCAAUUGUCUACCAUUUGAUCGUCGAUAUGAGGCUGAAAGAAGCAGCUGAUUUCUGUACAAAGCACGAAUUUUCUUAUAAUGUACAGUCACUUUGUAGACCACUUGUGAAAGCUUUAAAAGAAACAGGAGACACUGAGUCAUUUGUUACAAUACUUGGUAACAUGUGUGAACGCACAAUGAAAACAAUGGAGGACGAUGAUAAAAAAAAGAUGGUUUGCAAUGACGUAAUCGAGCUUUAUCUUUCUGAGAUCGCAUUGUUAAUAAAAAAGGAUAAAUCUAACUUACAAGCUCAAAUUUACAGCGAGCUUUCGAAAGCAGGUUUGGAUAUUGGUAAUACUGGUGCAUUCCCUCUUUCCCAAAGAUUAGCUUCACAAAUGCCACCAAAAAUGAAUAGUUUCAUGUCACGAAACAAAUCCGGAAAUUAUAACAUUCGUUCGGAAAUUCAGAAUCUAGAGCAAGAAAUAUACACAUCUUCGAAGAAUGCUGAAGCAAGUUCUGCCAAAAAACAGCGUCUACUACUUUUAUACAGUCGCAGCGGAGAUAUAGCAAAUCUUGAGAAAUUGGUGGAGGAAUUAAAAGAAGAUGGUAUUCAGUUUACUGAAAGUAUGUACAAGACACUGGUGAAUGCUUACUGCAAUGUAGAAAUGCUGGAUAAAGCUGAACAGUAUAUCUCAGCUCUUAACGCUUCAUAUCCAACAUAUGUCCUGGAUGCAAAUACGACCAUAAAGUACAUCAGUCUUCUUGUGAAAGCUAAUCGUAUCAAUGACGCAGUACAGUAUGUGAAGAACAUGCCAAAUAUUGAUGCCAAAAAAGAUAGUGGGCCAAAAAAAAUUUGGUGGAAAAUACUGAAGAGUGUAGCAGAAUUGGGGAAUGUUGAAGCUGUUAAUGCAAUAUUUAAUACCCUUGUACAAAAAGAGUAUAUAGGACUCACUGCUCCAUAUCUGGGAAUGCUAAUCAAGGUGCACGUUUGCAGAGAUGACCUGAAAGAAGCUCUAAAAAUGUUUGAAAAAAUAUGUGAAACAUACCGAGUUACUCCUUAUAAGUCUGAAUUAGCUAAAAAAUUCAUAUUAGCUGAGGAUGCGACUUCUUUGCAACGAAUGACUGAUCUCAGUACACAAAUUCAUGGUGAACCUAAUUCUCUGUAUGAUCUUGCUCUGAACUUUAUAGAAUGUGAUUGUCUCCGUCAAGCAAAAAGGAUUUUGGAGAUUCCCGCCUUGUUUCCAAACAUUCGAAAACUAAAACUUCACUCUGAAAGAUGGAGAGAAUAUGGAGCGACAAGUUCUCUAGAAAAACUUAUUUCGGUACUAAAAGACAUACCACACUUAAAAGCAGUACCGGAAUUUUAUGAUGACUUGAUAUGCUGUUACAACAAUGAAAAUGCCUGGGAAGAAGCCUUCAAAUUUUGGCAAGAAAUGAUAGAACAAGAAAUUGAACCCUCUGAUAGAUUUCUUGCUAUUCUGGCUGAUCUUUUGAAGAGAAACAAUCAACCUGUUCCAUUUGAAGUACCGGUGUUACAAAAUUUCGAAAAAUUUCCCACAACGCAAAACGCAAAACGACAGUCUGUAAAUAGUAUCAGUGAUGAAAGUACACAUUCUAAUUCAGAAAUGAAUACAACGACCAAUAAUCGACCAAAGAGGAUGACAGGCGUCAAAGAAAGUUCUGAAUUGAUACAGUCAUUGCUAGACCAAGGAAAGCUAGAUGAAGCUGUUGAGAUAACCUAUGGUAUGAUAGAAGGAAAUAAAUAUCCUCUUUCUAGAGUUUUCUAUAGUUUGAUGAAGGCUAUGAUUGAAACUGGAAAUGAACAUUUGCUGAAACAAAUUGAGGAAAAGAUGUCCAGAAGUAUGAAGGUGAGGGUGAGAUUUCAAAACAAUUUAUGCAGAGCAUAUGCAGAAUUAGGGAAAUUGGACAAACUUUUGGAUUCGUUGGAGGCAAGUGCAGAAACAAUUGUUCAAAGUGCUGGUGAGCGGUCUUCACACAGAUAUCCACAAGUCCUGGCAAAAUAUGUACUAAAGGAUAAUUCUCAACUGCUGGAAAGAUAUAUAAACCUUACUGGAAAAUACGCGGCACAUGGAUUUGUUGACCCAGUAGAAAUGUUGUGGGUAGAAUUGUUUACAAAUGGACAACCGGAAGCACAUAGAAUAUGGUCUCAGUAUUUAUCUAACAAGCCAGAUUUACCGUUCACUUUAGUUGCUAAAAAUAUCGAGGCCAUGAAAAACUCGACAAUUCUUGAAAAGAUAGUAAAGAUAUCAGAUAAAAAUCCUCAUAUCAGUCAGAAUAUAAAGGGAUUGAUGUAUGCUUCAUUAAUUUCGGCAUAUUGUAGAGAACAUAAAUAUCAGGAAUCUAUAGCUGUGUUGCAAAAAGCAAUGGAAACGAUACCUCUAGAAUUCAUAGAACCAACUGUACUAAAUAAUUUAGACUCUCAUGUAAAAGCUCAAGGCUUGAACCUUCCAGCUGGUGUAUCUGAGAGUAUUGCUGAGGCAGUAAAAAACGCAGCUGAGAAACAACCGACGACAUGAUUUGAACAAAACUGUAAACCAACGAGCUUGAGGAAGCUUUAAUUAGUCUAAUUCACAAGUUCAAGUGAUGUUGUAGUAUUGCGAGUAAUUGUUUAUAGUUUUUCAUUCUCUGAUACACCAAUCCAAUACCAAGAUAUUGACACCAAAUUGGAGUUAUUAGAAAUUGUGCAUCAUAAUUACUAUCGUUUCAAGUAAUAGAGGUUUCAGGGAAUUGAAUCAUUGUAUCGUACUAUGAAAAAUAUCAAGAAUUUUCCAUAAUUUUAUUCUUUCCUGCAAAGUUAUCACAUUUGCAGAAUAAUAAAGUCAAAAGGCAACCCAUCACGUAUUCAGGCAUUUGCCAAUGACUGUGUGCAUUUUAUCAAAUCAUCACACUGGGUUCAAAUGUAAUUCCUAGUAAAGUACCUAUGUAGAUAAUUAUUAUACUUAUGUAAAAAUCUGAUAAUAAAAUUCCACAAAUCAUA